AUGAAUCUAUCGGGGACACUCAAUGUCUUCCGGCUGGUCAGAGACCCGGCUCUGUGCCUCCCGCAACAUACCGUCUCUACUUUCAAUCACCUGCCGAUACCCCUGUCAAAGGCCUUUUCUAAAAAAGAUGGAGAGAAGGACGUCGAUAUCAAAGCCGUAGUCCUGGAUAAGGAUAAUUGUUUUGCUAUACCUCAUACCAACGAAGUCUAUGGGCCAUACCAGGAGAAAUUUCAGGAACUUCGCAAUGCGUACCCUGGGUCUAAGCUGUUGAUCGUCUCCAACACAGCUGGCACGGCCUCGGACAAGCACCAAGCGGAAGCCGCUCUACUAGAGAAGACCACUGGUGUUAAGGUCCUCAGACAUUCUACGAAGAAACCCGGCUGCAAGGCCGAGGUUAUGGAGUACUUUCGCAGAAACCCUGAUUCUGAGGUCACGUCACCUUCUCAGGUCGCAAUAGUGGGCGACCGUCUAUUCACGGAUGUUAUGAUGGCAAACCUAAUGGGGAGCUAUGGCUUCUGGUGGGCUCGCAUGGAAGACAGAUUCUCGGACUUCAUACUCCGUAGGGGAUACUGCGCACCUGAUCCUCGCAGUAACUUCGAGUGA
Westerdykella ornata is the source of this 603-nucleotide messenger RNA. RefSeq names its product HAD-superfamily phosphatase. Gene Ontology annotation, molecular function: phosphatidylglycerophosphatase activity. The coding region runs from base 1 to 603 and encodes 200 amino acids. The record is from RefSeq and is a predicted model, not a curated record. The transcript is spliced from 4 exons. Lineage: Eukaryota; Fungi; Ascomycota; Dothideomycetes; Pleosporales; Sporormiaceae.